AUGGAGCACGACGGCCAAGGUAACCGUUGCGGGGACGAGACGACGAUGGGCAGCGUGAUGGCUCCUCUGGUCCAGGCGGCUUUCCACCGCUACCACUGGUCGAUGUGCAGCGGGCAAGAACUCAAGCGAUACAUCCACACGUACGACUGCCUGCUGGAUGACCCCUUCAAGCACGACUGGCCGCAGCUCCCCGAGCUGCCCGGGAUCAACUAUUCCAUGGACGAGCAGUGCCGCUUCGACUUUGGCGUAGGCUACAAGAUCUGCACCUCGUUCCGCACGUUCGACCCGUGCAAGCAGCUGUGGUGCAGUCACCCCGACAACCCUUACUUCUGCAAGACCAAGAAAGGCCCGCCCCUCGACGGAACCGAAUGUGCGCCUGGCAAAUGGUGCUACAAGGGUCACUGCAUGUGGAAGAAUCCCAGCCAGGUGAAGCAAGACGGCGCCUGGGGCCUGUGGGGUAAACAUGGCUCCUGCUCGCGCUCCUGCGGGACCGGCGUCCGCCUCCGGACGCGACAGUGCAACCAACCCACUCCCCUCAAUGGCGGCCAGGACUGCCCUGGGGUCAACUUUGAGUACCAGCUGUGCAACACAGACGACUGCCCUAAGCAUUUUGAGGACUUUCGAGCGCAACAGUGUCAACUCCGCAACUCCCACUUUGAGUUCCAAAGUGCCAAGCAUCAUUGGCUGCCCUACGAGCAUCCCGACGCCAACAAGAGAUGCCAUUUGUACUGUCAGUCCAAGGAAACGGGCGACGUGGCCUACAUGAAGCAGCUGGUGCAUGACGGCACGCGAUGCUCCUACAAGGAGGCCUACAGUGUCUGCAUCCGCGGCGAGUGUGUGAAAGUCGGCUGCGACCGUGAAAUCGGCUCCAACAAAGUUGACGACAAGUGCGGCGUUUGCGGAGGAGACAACUCCCACUGUCGCACCGUCAAAGGAACCUUCACCCGGACUCCCAAGAAAGCCGCAAUCAAGAACCAGGCGACGGGCCACUACAUCCUCAACGGCAAAGGAGAGGAGCUCAAGUCCAGGACCUUCAUCGAUUUGGGCGUGGAGUGGCACUACAACAUCGAGGAAGACGUGGAAACGCUACACACCGACGGACCCCUGCACGACCCCGUGGUGGUUCUGAUCAUACCCAAAGAAAACGACACGCGGUCCACUCUGAUGUACAAGUACAUUAUCCACGAAGACUCGGUGCCCGUCAACAACAACAAUGUGAUCCAGGAGGACACGUAUGAGUGGGCUCUCAAGAGCUGGUCUCCUUGCUCGAAGCCCUGCGCCGGAGGCUACCAAUACACCAAGUACGGCUGCCGGAAGAAAGGCGACACCAAGAUGAUCCACAGGGGCUACUGUGACGUCGGCAAAAAGCCCAAACCCAUAAGACGCAUGUGCAACCUGCAGGACUGCACGCAACCCCAGUGGAUCUCGGAUGAAUGGGAACAUUGCACGCGCACGUGCGGCAGCCUGGGCUUCCAGGUGCGCACGGUGCGCUGCGUCCAGCUGCUGCACGACGCCGCCAACCGCUCGGUGCACAGCAAGUACUGCAGCGGCGACCGGCCCGACACUCGCAGGCCCUGCAACCGUCUGGCUUGCCCCUCGCACUGGAGGACGGGAGCCUGGUCCGAGUGCUCCGUCACUUGCGGCGAGGGCACGGAGAGGCGACUGGUCACCUGCCGAAUUGGAGACCAUUGCGGCGGAGACAAGCCGGAGAACGUGCGCAUAUGCCGGCCUGGACCAUGCCACGACGAGCCCUGCCACGGAGACAAAUCCAUCUUCUGCCAGAUGGAGGUUUUGGCUCGCUACUGCUCCAUCCCGGGCUACAACAAACUCUGCUGCGAGUCAUGCAGCAAACGGGCGACAGGGGGCACUUUUUUCUCCGAGCCAGAGGACCACGUACGCUUCGGUUCUGCCUCUCAGUUGCUGGAGACGCUGAUGGCCAAUGCCACACGCGCCGCCAAACAACAACAAAAUGCCAGCAGACGGCAACAAAAUGGCAAUAAGCCACAGGAAAAUGGUGGCAAACAGCAACAAAAUGGCGGGAAAGCGCAGCCAAACGGCGGGAAAGCACAGUCAAACGGCGGGAAAGCGCAGCCAAAUGGCGGGAAAGCGCAGCCAAAUGGCGGGAAAGCGCAGCCAAAUGGCGGGAAAGCGCAGCCAAAUGGCGGGAAACAGCAACAAAGUGGUCGGAAACAGCCGCUAAACAACGGGAAACAACAACAAAACGCCGGCCGGUCGAGACUGGUCACCACGCCUGCCCCACCCAAGAAAGCCAAAACGGCGCCAACGCCCCGGAGGAACCCGAGGGACGCCGCCCACGACGGGAGGCAGCGGCCCGCGGGUGGCGGCUUCACCGACAGCCGGUGGCCCACCACGUACUCGCAAGUGGAGAGAUGAAAGUGGCGCCUUCUUUUCAUGGGACUACGCAGACACAGCAGCUUCAUCCUUCACCCGCUAACAUCAACGACGACGUCCUCAUCGAAGACACAAACAAAGAGGUGCUGGUUCACUUUGUUAUUUAGAGUUACCGAGCUGUCGUAGAUAGGAAGCCAGAGCAGUUGUUUCACAAAGGGCACAAAAAUUUUAAGGGAUUUUUGUCAAACACAAAACCAUUCAAAUCACACAUAGGAGCAAUGAAACUCUUUCCGGAUGUCAAACAGAAACCUCACUUUAUUUUUCUUUAAUGUAAAGUUCUUGCUGUCAUAACAUGUGGAAACGACCCUAACAAUGUUGAGAUGAAAAUCGGAUCAUCAAAGCCAACAAAGUUCCUCAAAAAUCCACCGUGUGUUUUUUAGUCUCGAUAAACAUACGCGUUUGAAUAAAUAUCAACUCGGAAAGGCCGUUUACUGUACAAAUACAUAUAGUUCUGGACAUCAAAGCUAAUUUAGUCAUCAAUGACCCUAAUAGAUUUGACUUUUUUUAUAUAAAAAAAAUAUAUAUAUAUUUAGUCUUCAAUGAGACUUAAGCGAUUUCCCCAAAUAUCAAGGACAGAUAAGUUUUUGAGAAAAGCAAGGGACACACGUUGGGAGACUAAUUGGACUUUUAAGAACUUAUUGUGUGUCUUAUAAGACAUCAAAGAUAAUUUAAAGUCUUCAAUGAACCUUUAAAAAAAAUAAAACAAUCAAAAAGAACUACUCUUGAGAGAAGUAACAAAAUAUCACAUUCAAUUUAGUCCCUACAAACCGAAUCAUACCUGUUUUCAUAAAUAUUAAAAUGAUAUUUAUUGUUGCUAUUGUGAAUAGCUUGUUGCUAGAACAUCAAAGGCAGUUGCUCUUUUUAUUCAAAUCAAAAUUCUGCAUAUGGCAUACUUAGUACAAGGUGAUAUGGAAUUAUGACAUGAUAGUGAUUUAGUAUUUACAAACUGGAUCCAUUUUCUCCUUUACCAUCUCAGUGUUUAUUAAUAUGAAACUGUUAACAUGUGUUUGUACCUAGCUGGAUGUAGCAGCUGUAACUUUCCAAAGCUACAGCCACAGCUAGCUUUGUCUUAGCUUCACUCACUGAAAAUAAUUUUUGAUGAAAACAACGCACAACAGCUACACGUUUGCCGAAAGUAUUCUCUACUUACACAUUAGCAUGUUUAGCAUCUGCCUAGCAUGGGUGGAUUUUACAAAUGAUUUUGAUUUACCGUGGCGCAACACAAUUGGCGCAAAAGCGGCUGCCAAUCUUUUACCUUCAUUAGCGUCUUGAGCAAGUCGCUCCCAUCUUUACCCUGAACUAACAUCUUUAGCAUCCUAAUGUGAUCACAAAUGUUGAUCAUUUGGAUGGGCCUUUUCACAAUUUCUGGGGAUUAACAAUGACGAAUGGAACAUUCCGAACGUCCUUCCAGAGAAUUCAUAUUUGAUACUUGAAUACAUGCUAGAAUUAAAUGUAGUGUCUCGCUAUAUCUGCCCAUUUCUUCCGUUUAUAGCUUGGCUUUGCUCACGUCCAACAUUUUAGCAAUGAUCUAAAUGGCGUUUUUGAUGACUGAAGAAGACAACACGAAGAAAACCAGAAAACAACAACAACGGAUUUCCUCACAAGCACGCCAUGCAUCUGACUGCAAUAAAAACACAACACAACAAUGUAUAGUACGUGUAUAUAGAUAGCAUUGAGUGCAAACAUAUUUAUUGAAGGGCGGUGCUGAUUGCGCAAUAACAUUUUUUUUACUUUUCCAGUAAGAUUCUCAUUUUUAAAUUUUUUAAAAGAUUUUUUUUUUAUUAGAGUACUAGAAUAGAAACUGACAUUGUUUUUUGCAAACAAUUAGAUGUAAAUAUACACGCUCAAUUUUGAGAUGUUUGUCACCAGGCUGUCUUUUCACAGCUGUUUUUGUUUGUAGCAACUGACCCGGCGAGCGCUUCACGCUAACCGCUAGUGUAUUUGUUAGCUGCGCGUCACUGCCGAGCUUUGUAAUGACGCUAGUCGCGCAGGACAAAACCCCUGAGCCUCCUUCCAGUACUGUAUCCAUACAACCUGUGCAUUGUCAUGUCUCCAUUGUGCUUGUCUUGUGUAUUUUGUGUAGAUCCAAGUGUACACUACUACUGAUGCUGUUUGUUGGAAUGGGGAGCACAUAGCAAUAAAGAAUAGGAUCAACAUG
Syngnathus typhle (broad-nosed pipefish) is the source of this 4570-nucleotide messenger RNA. RefSeq names its product A disintegrin and metalloproteinase with thrombospondin motifs 3-like. Gene Ontology annotation, cellular component: extracellular matrix. Bases 1 to 2394 code for a protein of 797 amino acids. Lineage: Eukaryota; Metazoa; Chordata; Actinopteri; Syngnathiformes; Syngnathidae. The record is from RefSeq and is a predicted model, not a curated record. The transcript is spliced from 13 exons. Gene Ontology annotation, molecular function: metalloendopeptidase activity. Gene Ontology annotation, biological process: extracellular matrix organization.